Molecule: messenger RNA, 663 nt
Organism: Striga asiatica
Lineage: Eukaryota; Viridiplantae; Streptophyta; Magnoliopsida; Lamiales; Orobanchaceae
Source: the annotation of a GenBank genome assembly
AUGAAGAAGGUCUUUAGGUUCAACAUAUACGGCAAGAGAUGCAAACCAACAGAUUUUAACACCAAGAAGAGUUGGGCCGAGAUUUCACCUCAUACAUCUUGGGAUUCACGCGGCAUGUUGAACGGGCUCAUUCAAGACCUAGCCAUAGCCGUUAUGCACAAGUUCAAGUGCUAUAACAUCUCUGGGAAACGAAAGGCGAACAAAGUUAGUGAAUCCGAGCUCUAUCUCUUAUUGGCGCGUGCAGGAGUGAAGGUGUGUUCUAUGACCUUUUUGCAAGACUCUCUACAAGAAUUUGCACUUAAUCAAAGUGAAUUGCCGGCACUUGGGCAUGUUGUUACCGCACUAACCAAACACUUCAGAAUCCCUGUUGUAAUCGUUAAUAUCGAACCGACGUGGUCGUUGGAAGGCACUCCAAUGCGGUGCAUUAAUGAGCAUGAACUCAAGCAGUCUGCUCAGGAGUACACGAAGCGUAAGGCCUACAAAGCCUAUUUCAAGAAACUCACGGAGAGUUCGACGACUAACACUGAUCAGGCAGGGUCAUCCCGGCAAUCAUCGGACAAAGACAAACAUGAGAAGAUGAAUGGAAACCGAAUGGAUUAUACUCCAAAUGCUCCGUCCACUAUUCUAUUGGACGGGAGCAAUGAGUACGAAAAACCGGUCUAG